CCGUGCUGCAGUAGGGGGGCGUAAUAGGAGGAAAAAAUAACAACAUUUUCAUUGCUCUCCCCUGCAUCUUUUGAUCCGCGUCUCUCCCGUGCGAGUGCCAUAUGCCACUAUCAGCAGCAGCAGCCGCCGCCGAUCAUUAUUUGCAGUCCCAAUGCUUAUUUCGCAGUAGGGCUAAUAACAAUCCGUGCCAAACAUGAGGGAGAAAGUCACGCUGAUGUUGAAGAUGUCAGUCCAUCCAGCCGGCCAGCUUGUUACCAUGACGCCCAGUAUAGGAUCCUGGGAUUGAGACGUGAAUCCCCUGACACUGAUGGCCUGGACUGAGUUUCAGCUGGCCUGCUGAAGCUAUGGGGAGCUGUUGGAGUUGUCUGUACAGAGACCCCAUUCGAGACAACCAUCUCACCAAAUUUAAGGUCACCAAUGUGGAUGAUGAGGGCAACGAGUUGGGUUCUGGGACCAUGGAGCUCACACAGACGGAGCUCAUCCUUCACACACGCAAGAGGGAUGCCAUCCGGUGGCCGUAUCUCUGCCUACGUCGCUACGGCUACGACUCCAACCUUUUUUCUUUUGAGAGUGGUCGCCGCUGUCAGACCGGGCAGGGAAUCUUCGCCUUCAAAUGUUCGCGGGCGGAGGAGAUCUUCAAUCUGCUCCAGGAGCUGAUGCAGUGUAACAGCAUCAAUGUUGUAGAAGAGUCGAUGAUGAUGACUCGCAGCGGUCACACACCAGAGAUGGACAUGCCUCGCACACCGCAGACUCCCAACACUCCAGCAUUCCCUGUUCAGGGUUUUCCAAAUGGAUAUCCUGGUUAUCCAAUCAGAGGUGAUUCCUCCCAACCCUCUCUUGCUGAUGAUCAUGGCCACAGCCUCAUGGGCUUGGAAGACCAGGCCCACACCUAUGUAAAUACUGUUAGUAUGGAGGGGGAUCUCUCCAUGCGUCACUGUGUGCACUCCCUACCUGAGGUGCGGCCCAGCUCUUUUCCUGAAACAGCACGGGGAGCCAUGCCUGUUGGGAGCCAAGGAAAUGCGCAGUCCAACUUGCGCUGCUGUCCCAUGGAGGACCAUAAGGAUCCUCAGGUGUUCCUACAGCCGUCCUCGCAGGAGGUUAAAUUCAUGUUGGGCCCCACUCCGGCGCAACGCCAUCUACUGGAGCGGGAGAGAGAAAGGGAGAGACUUGGGCACAAUCCUCUCAACCUUCAGCCUGUAGAGGGUGCAACAGGCUCGGAGACGGAAGGAGACGAGCCCUCUAUGCACAUGUGCAACUCUCACUCUUAUCACCAUUUCCAUCAUCUCAUGCACCGGCAUCCAGGCCAUGAGCACCAGGAGGGUUGCCAGAGUAGCCAGCUCACUUAUGAGAACAUCAACGGCCUGAGGAGUGGCCGAAAGCAGAGGCUGAGUCCAAGCAGCAUAUCCCAGUCUGUGGGUUCGAGCAGCAGCAGCAGCACUGGGGACAGUCACUCCCACUCCCUCCUCCAUUCACACUCUCAUGGUCCGUCUUCUCUGCCCCCGCAGGGCUACCCUUGUGAGCGAGGUAUGGGUGGAGGUCACCGUCGGACAGCUCUGCUUAACUAUGAGAACCUGCCCUCUCUGCCUCCGGUGUGGGAGUACAGCGCUCUGCAGCGGGAAGAAGAGCAGGAGGAUGAAGACGAUGACCAGGAUGAAGAGGAGUACGAGGAAGAAGAGGAAGACUUUGACGAGUACGAGUUCUCGGAAGGUCCUGGGACACCCAACGGUUACCAUCAGGAAGGCCGGGGUAUCCACAGAGAUGCCCUGCAGAACUACGUCAACACAGAGCAGGUCCAGCCACUCCGGCUCCGACACGCCUGCCCCCCGCAUCCCCAGCCGUGUCAGUCCGACAGAGGGGGGCGAAUAUUUAGCUUUGAUUUCCGCAGACGAUCAGGGGCGGGGGUCGGAGGCUGCGAGCACGGCCAUAUGCCUCCAUCGCGGCAGCUGAAUUACAUCCAGGUGGACUUAGAGGGAGAGCCUCCCUGCCAAGCCCUCAGCAGUGGGGGUGCCCAGACCCAGCCACAGCACCAGCGCCUACCACCCCAAAAAUGUGGCCAACAGGCACCCCGGCGUAGUGAAUUCUACGCCGUCAUUGACCUAAAGAAGACAGCUGCCAUGUCCAACCUGCAGAAAGCUCUGCCCAGGGAUGAUGGGACUUCCCGAAAGACUCGCCACAACAGCACAGACCUGCCUCUGUAAAAAAGGUGUUUAGGUGAAGAGGAAUGACGAAGACAGCAAAUAAGGAGGUAAAUGGAGGGAUACAAGUGAGGACGAAGAGCUUGUUUAGACAGGCUUAUCCUCAUCUUAGCACACUGGACCCUUCACUGUCAUCCAUUCAUUUGACUGUCGGGCUGACUAAUACAGUACAGGUACCUAAUUAGAAACUUAUUGAAACCUAUCUGUGCAUAUAAAAGGAAAUGAGGAAUCUCUUAAAGAGUUAGGAGAAAUUGUCAUUUUAUUCUGUUAUUUAUUAGAUGUGGUGUGAAGCUCUCUUGAGAAAUCUGCAGUGGGAACUUCGACUACUGUUUGCUGGAUUUAAGG
This is a messenger RNA of Myripristis murdjan (pinecone soldierfish), 2540 nucleotides long. It is a transcript of the gene frs3, whose product is annotated as fibroblast growth factor receptor substrate 3. Gene Ontology annotation, cellular component: cytoplasm. NCBI's taxonomy places the organism in Eukaryota, Metazoa, Chordata, Actinopteri, Holocentriformes, Holocentridae. The transcript has 7 exons. The coding region runs from base 345 to 2198 and encodes 617 amino acids. Gene Ontology annotation, biological process: fibroblast growth factor receptor signaling pathway. Gene Ontology annotation, molecular function: transmembrane receptor protein tyrosine kinase adaptor activity; fibroblast growth factor receptor binding. The record is from RefSeq and is a predicted model, not a curated record.